ACAUGUGCAGCUUUUAAGAAUUUGUUGGAGGAAGAAUGCCGGGGUUAACCUGCAAUGCUUGUAACAAGGAAUUCAACCACGAUGCCGAGCAAAAGCUUCAUUACAAGUCCGAUUGGCACCGCUACAAUCUCAAGCGAAAGGUAGGUGGGGUUCCUGGAGUCACUGAAGCUCUGUUUCUUGCUAGACAAUCUGCACUUACUCAGGAGAAAAAUAAGCAAAAUGAAACUGCUAUGCUUUAUAGUUGUGGUCUUUGUGGGAAGGAGUAUCGGAGUUCCCAGGCUUAUGAUCAACAUCUCAAAUCACGGGGCCAUCAUAUCAUGAGGGGUUCUCAAGGAACUAAUCAGUCUGAAGAGGAGAAGGUAAUAAUUAAGCCCCUUCCUGGUCGUGUUGUGAAUAAGCCUACUGCAAGCAGGGAGGCAAACGGUGAUGAAAGUGAGGAAAGUGAAGAUGAAUGGGAGGAGGUUGAUCCUGAAGAAGAAUUGGUUAAGGUGGCUUCCAAGUCCUUGACUGCAUUGAAUGUAGAUGAGUCUGCCUAUAGCAAUGACAUGGAUACUAAUGGUGAGGAAGACAGUGAAGAUGAUGAGGAGGAAUUGGAUCCAUCAUGUUGUUUUAUGUGUGAUCUAGAGCAUGAUAGCAUAGAAAACUGCAUGAUUCACAUGCAUAAGCAACAUGGAUUCUUUAUUCCCGAUGUGGAGUAUUUGAAAGAUCCAGAAGGCUUGCUAACUUAUCUGGGCCUUAAGGUCUGAAUUAUAUGUUGUGUAUGUUUAUUUGAUGAAUCCUUUUUAUACCUUUCAAUGGCAUUUGUUGUUUCAUUUUCUGAUGUGUGCUUUCUUUUUCUGAGGUCAAGAGGGAUUUCAUGUGUCUGUAUUGCAACGAUCUUUGUCAUCCCUUCAUCAGUUUGGAAGCUGUUAGGAAACAUAUGGCAGCAAAGGGUCAUUGUAAAGUACAUUAUUGU
Molecule: messenger RNA, 955 nt
Organism: Rubroshorea leprosula
Lineage: Eukaryota; Viridiplantae; Streptophyta; Magnoliopsida; Malvales; Dipterocarpaceae
Source: the annotation of a GenBank genome assembly